AUUGAGCUGAUGCUUUCAUACUUGCAGGUCCUCAAACGCACAACUUACAAAGGCUGGCGAACCAAAGUGAUUGACAUUGUUUACCCGACACAACAUGAUUCCAAGGGACUGGUUCCGGCUCUGGAUCGAAUAUGUAGUGAAGCUUGUGCUGCUGCGCUGGAUGGUUAUCAAGUAAUUGUCCUGUCGGAUCGGAGAGUCUGUCGACAGUUGGUCGCAAUCAGCCCGCUUCUUGCCCUCGGUGCUGUUCAUCAGUGCUUGCUGAAACAGCAGUUGCGUAUGAAGGUAGCAUUUAGUAUGAUUAUUUAUGGCUGA
Gongylonema pulchrum is the source of this 312-nucleotide messenger RNA. The record is from the annotation of a GenBank genome assembly. Lineage: Eukaryota; Metazoa; Nematoda; Chromadorea; Rhabditida; Gongylonematidae.